Molecule: messenger RNA, 270 nt
Organism: Molossus molossus (Pallas's mastiff bat)
Lineage: Eukaryota; Metazoa; Chordata; Mammalia; Chiroptera; Molossidae
Product: beta-defensin 121-like
Exons: 2
Coding region: 1-270 (89 amino acids)
Biological process (GO): innate immune response
Cellular component (GO): extracellular region
Source: RefSeq, a predicted model, not a curated record
AUGAAGUCUCUAUUCCUGUUCCUUGCCAUUCUUCUGGCCAUCGAACCAGUGGUAUCAGCAGAGUGUUGGAUGAAUGGACGAUGCCGGUUGGUAUGUAAAAAUGAUGAAGAGAACGUCCUACGCUGCUCAAAUCGUAAACGGUGCUGUAUCCUUAGUCGUUACUUAACAAUGAAUCCAAUAACAAUUGAUGGAAUACUCCCCUGGACCACUCCUUAUCCGACUAGACAAGUAAAACAAAAGACCAGAUCUGGCAGCAGUGUGGGAAGAUAA